Messenger RNA from Cimex lectularius (bed bug), 1344 nucleotides. It is a transcript of the gene Ykt6, whose product is annotated as synaptobrevin homolog YKT6. Gene Ontology annotation, cellular component: Golgi apparatus. Bases 187 to 786 code for a protein of 199 amino acids. The record is from RefSeq and is a predicted model, not a curated record. Gene Ontology annotation, molecular function: SNAP receptor activity. Gene Ontology annotation, biological process: endoplasmic reticulum to Golgi vesicle-mediated transport. The transcript is spliced from 3 exons. Lineage: Eukaryota; Metazoa; Arthropoda; Insecta; Hemiptera; Cimicidae.
CCCCUGUAGUGUUGGCCAGACUGCACCCAGUGAUAAUGGGAAAAGUCGCCUUUGGUUGAAAUGAGUCAAUAAUCGUUUUGGAAAGGGAUUUUCCGAAGACUCGGCUUUUCGGGGGGCUUUUUAAAUUUCUUUUCUUUUUUCAUUUCGCUUUUCAAAGAGUCGCGUGAUUCGGCCGAUCCAUUGGAAAUGAAGCUGUACGCCCUGAACGUCCUUUUCAAGGGGGUCAACUCAGCGAUAUGGCUCAAGACGUCCUACGACCUCAGGACUAUGAGCUAUUUCCAGAGGUCCAGUGUCCAGGAGUUCAUGGCUUUCGUGAGCAAGACGAUUGUCGAGAGGACGCAGACGGCGACGAGGCAAUCGGUUAAAGACGGAGAAUACAUGUGUCAUGUAUACGUGCGCGGCGACAACCUGGCCGGCGUUAUCCUGUCUGAUCACGAGUACCCGCCGCGUGUGGCUCACACGCUACUGACUAAAGUGCUCGAUGAGUUUUCAGCGACGGUUCCUCAACACCUUUGGCCAACUGCGGUCGAGUCGGGCAUCAACUUCCCACAGCUGCCAGAGUACCUGGCCAAGUACCAGAACCCCAAGGAGGCUGACUCAAUGACGAAGAUUCAAGAGGAGCUAGAAGAGACUAAAAUCAUACUUCAUAAUACGAUAGGCGCUGUGUUGGAAAGGGGCGAGAAGCUUGACGACCUCGUUAUGAAAUCAGAAAGCCUAUCGAUACAGUCGAAAGCGUUCUACAAAACAGCAAGGAAAACAAACUCCUGCUGCAGUUAUGUCGGGUGAACCCUCGUCAAUGAUGAUUCUUCGACAUCACAGCAAUCAAAAUAGAGUGGAAAAAAUACUUUUUUUUUUUUUAAAGAUUUUUGUAUCUAUGCAAUUUAGAUAUUGCAACAUUCCUUUUUAUUUUUCAUGUUUUUGAUUUUUUAUUAUAUAAUUUUUUAAAAGUAUUAUCAUCGACAAAGGCCUAUUUUUAGCUUAAUAUUAUUGAUUUUUAUUUGUAAUAUAUUAAAUUUUUUCCAAUUUAUUUAUAGAAGAUGCCUAGGUGAUUUAUUAUUAUUAUUAUUUUAUUAUUAAGUAUAACUUUUUAAGAGAAUGCUUGCAUGGAGUUAAGACCUUGCACAUCUCUUCAUCCUAAUAUUAAAAAUAAAAAUAAUCUAUUGGAGAAUUUAAAUGUGUCAUCGGUGUUGUUUACAAUGGUAUUAUUCUUUAUGAGGAAAAAAGUUAGUGUUAAUUAAUUAUGAAUGUAACAGCGUAUCAUUCCUGUGCAAUGGUGUAUGUUAUAUGUUUAAACCAAAACAAUGUGUUACAAUAAUAUAAAUGAAAUAUUAAAAAAAAAAAAAA